Andrographis paniculata is the source of this 2360-nucleotide messenger RNA. Its product is annotated as LEAF RUST 10 DISEASE-RESISTANCE LOCUS RECEPTOR-LIKE PROTEIN KINASE-like 1.5. Gene Ontology annotation, molecular function: ATP binding; protein kinase activity. Lineage: Eukaryota; Viridiplantae; Streptophyta; Magnoliopsida; Lamiales; Acanthaceae. Gene Ontology annotation, biological process: protein phosphorylation. The transcript has a single exon. Bases 115 to 1992 code for a protein of 625 amino acids. The record is from RefSeq and is a predicted model, not a curated record.
UAUUUUUAUUUUAGCUUUUUGUAAUAUUUAAUAAUUUAGAAAAAGAACACAGACCACAUUUUAGAUCUUACAGAUAUUCAUCGAUGACCAAAUUUUCCCAAUUUUGACUCCGCCAUGUCUCCGCCGUCCUCCGCCGUCCUCAUUUUACUGGCGGCGCUUUUCCCCGCCGUCGUAUCGUCUCACAGCUGCUCAUCGCCGCCGGCGGGGUGCCCGCCGUUCGAUUCUCCGCCGCCGUUCCCGUUCUCCUCCCUCCCCGGCUGCGGCCACCCCUCCUUCCAAAUCCACUGCCUCCCAUCCUCACGCGCCGCUAUUUCCAUCGGAGAACACUUAUUCUCCGUCCUUCAGUACGAACCAAACUCCACCUCCCUCACCCUCUCCCCGGCGGCGGUGGCGCCGCCCCCGCCGCCGCACCGGAACUGUACUCCGAGCUCCACCAUCUCCUACCUCAACGGAUCCAUCUCCUUCUCCGGCACGAAAUUUCGCAUCUCCGAUUCUUCCUGCUCCCGUCUCUCAGCUCUCCGGCCAUGCCCGCCGCCGAAUCUCCCCGACUGCCGGCGGUGCUCCUGGGAAUGUAACCUAAUUAAUACCCCCACGCAUCUUAUCCGCGAGUGCGCCGCCACGCGCCGCCGCGACGACGACCAGUCUAUUUGCCAGCGCGACGUUCUCGGAGAUCUGGACGCCAUUUUGAAAUUAGGUUUUGAAGUUGAGUGGGAAGAAGAAGACCGCUAUUUCUCCAGCUGCAAAUCUUGCCAGGCCGUCAAUGGCGUCUGCGGAUUCAAUUCCUCAGACCUUGAAAAGCCAUUCGUCUGCUUCACAUCCAAACCUCCAAUCCGCCAGAAAAGCCCCAAUCGAAUCGCAAUUUUGUUCAUAACCGUCUUCUUCGUCUUCUUCCUAAUCGCUCUCGUCUCCAGCGUCGUCGUUUUCCGCUCCAAACGGAAAACCCCAACGGAGGAAGAUCCGACCGCCAUAUUCCUCCGCCGCCACCGCUCCGCCGCCGCCGUGUUCACCUACGAAGAAUUAGCCGCCUCCACAAACCACUUCGAUUUGAAGCGCAAAAUUGGGGACGGCGGAUUUGGCUCUGUAUAUUUAGGUCAUCUCCACGACGGCCGAUUAGUCGCCGUGAAACACCUCCGGAAGCACAAUUCCGCCGCCGCCGGCGCAGAGAAAGGAUUCUCCAAAAAAUCAUUCUGCAACGAGAUCCUGAUACUGUCCUCCAUCAACCAUCCAAAUCUGGUCAAGCUCCAUGGCUAUUGCAGCGAUCCAAGAGGCCUCCUCCUGGUGUACGACUACGUCCCCAACGGCACUCUCGCCGAUCACCUCCAUGGAAAUCACAGAAAAGGAGCUCUAACCUGGAAAACCAGGGUCGACAUUGCUCUGCAAACUGCCAUGGCCAUUGAGUACCUUCACUUCUCGUUAGUACCCCCUGUAGUUCACAGAGACAUAACUUCCUCAAACAUUUUCGUCGAAAAAGACAUGAGAGUUAAGCUCGGCGAUUUUGGGCUGUCGAGGCUUCUGAUAUGCUCCGAAUCGCCGCUAUCAUCGAAGAACACUUCCGACGGCGUCUGGACAGGGCCACAGGGCACGCCGGGAUACUUAGAUCCCGACUACUACCGGUCAUUCAUGUUGAACGAAAAGAGCGAUGUAUACAGCUUCGGAGUUGUCCUGCUGGAAUUGAUGACCGGAAUGAGAGCCGUCGAUCAGAACCGCGAGAAACGGGAAAUAACGCUGGUGGACAUGGUGGUGCCGAGGAUCCAGACGGGGCUAUUGCACCAGGUCGUCGACCCAGUUUUUUCCGUCGAUCGGGAAGCCAUGGAAGGAGUUUGCGCUGUUGCAGAGCUUGCAUUUCAGUGCCUUGCAGCCGAUAAAGAUGACCGGCCGAAUGCUAGGGACGUCGUAGCCGAGCUUCGGAGGAUAAAGGGCUGCCGGAGCAGCACCGGCAGCGUUUUGCGGAGCUCGAAUUCGAGCAAUGUUGUCGUUCCCGACGGCGUUUGAUCAAGAAUUCCCGGCUCAGGUGUAUUUAUGUUUAGGUGAAUCUAACGUUAAAAGAUGUCAAAAUGCUUUUGCCCUUUUUUAGUUCGAAAUGGAAAGUUUGAUGCUUUUUCUUUAAGUAGACUCGCACAACCGAUAAAUUUUCGGUCGAACUUAGUAAAAGGAAGAACUUAGUAACAAGGAACCGUCAUUAUUGCUCAACGACAAAGUUUUCAUUACAGCGUGUGCUGAUAUACAUAGUCGAACAUUAUUACAAGAUCGCGUUUGUUUACAUAUUUACCUUAGUGAAAUACGCAGUUUCGAGGGCCCUCGCCUUCUCUCCGCAUCGCGCAGCUUCGUCUCUUUGUCCUGAACUCGCAUAUGCCUUUUCC